Malus domestica (apple) is the source of this 498-nucleotide messenger RNA. NCBI's taxonomy places the organism in Eukaryota, Viridiplantae, Streptophyta, Magnoliopsida, Rosales, Rosaceae. The record is from RefSeq and is a predicted model, not a curated record.
AUGGCGUCAACGAGUCAACAUCCCUCAUCCUCAUCGCCCUCCUCUCCCUCUUCACAAUCUUCACCACCGCAUCAAGGCCCUGCAAAACCCUCUUCGUUUCCUCCUACUCAUUCUCCCUCCGCCGCCUCCCCUCCUCCUCUUCCUCCUUCGGCUUCGUCACCAUCGUCACCGAGAUCAGCCAGAUCCGCCCCGUCCACCUCCACCCCACCCGCUUCGACGACGGCUUCGUCCCACACCCUCACCACCACGACGCCAGCGAGAAGCGAACAUCGGCACCCAUUCUCCUCCUCCCCCCAGAGCCUGCCCCGCCGGCGCCGCGCUCGCCUCCGUCUCCGUUCCGCGUCUGCUUCAACCCAAGAUCAGCCAGAUCCCUCUUCGUUUCCUCCUACUCAUUCUCCCUCCGCCACCUCCCCUCCUCUUCUUCCUCCUUCGGCUUCGUCACCAUCGUCACCGAGAUCAGCCAGAUCGGCGUCGUUGAGGCGCAGAUCUUGGGUUUGA